This is a messenger RNA of Plectropomus leopardus (leopard coralgrouper), 2171 nucleotides long. Lineage: Eukaryota; Metazoa; Chordata; Actinopteri; Perciformes; Serranidae. The record is from RefSeq and is a predicted model, not a curated record.
CAAAUAGUGAAAGAGAGAAAGAGAUUGCUGCAGGGACACAUACGAUAAGAUCAUCGCAAGUAUUCCCUCAAAGCAAUUUUCAAGGAUUAUCAGCUUUCCUGCCAUCACUCCCUGUCUCCACUGGUGACAGUGCCUAAUAACCAUCGCCAUGGGUGAAAUGGAGCAAUUGCGAAAGGAGGCGGACAGUCUCAAAGACCAGAUUUCUGCAGCUCGUAAGGCGGUGCAGGACACCACGCUGCAAGAAGCAGUAGCCUCAAUCAAUGUGGUGGGGCGUGUUCAGCUGAAGACCAGGAAAACACUACGGGGUCACCUUGCCAAGAUCUACGCCAUGCACUGGGGCACUGACUCCACGCUGUGUGUCAGUGCCUCACAAGAUGGAAAACUCAUAGUGUGGGACAGCAUUACAACCAACAAGGUGAAUGCCAUCCCUCUCAAGUCAUCAUGGGUGAUGACUUGCGCCUACGCACCCUCGGGGAACCUAGUGGCUUGUGGCGGUCUGGAUAACAUGUGCUCCAUCUACAACCUCAAGGGCAAGGACGGGAAUGUGAAGGUCAUGCGGGAGCUGGCGGCACACACAGGUUACCUGUCCUGCUGUCGUUUCCUCAGUGACAGUGAGAUCAUCACCAGCUCUGGAGACUGCACCUGCAUACUAUGGGACGUUGAGACAGGGACCCAAAAGAUCGUCUUUGCAGGACAUCAGGGAGACUGCAUGUCCCUGGCCGUGUCCCCAGACUUCAAGUUUUUCAUCUCGGGGGCAUGUGACUUCACGGCCAAACUGUGGGACAUUAGGGAGGCCCAAUGCAGACAGACCUUUGGAGGCCAUGAGAGUGACAUCAACGCAAUUGGGUUCUUCCCUAACGGUAACGCAGUGAUAACAGGGUCGGAUGACGCCACCUGUAAGCUGUACGACCUGCGAGCCGACCAGGAGCUCAUCACCUACCAGGACUCCGGCAUCAUGUGCGGGGUGACCUCCCUGGCCCCCUCUCUGUCUGGACGCCUGUUGCUGGCUGGGUAUGACGACUUCAACGUCAACAUCUGGGACACACUUAAAUCUGAGAGAGUGGGAGUGCUUGCCGGUCACGACAACAGAGUGAGCUGUAUCGGAGUGUCCUCAGACGGCAUGGCGUGUUGCACAGGAUCCUGGGACAGCUUCCUCAAGAUAUGGAACUGAGGCUGUUCCUUGCCAGCGAGCAGAAAGAGAGCAUCUGCCUGGGCGAAGGUGAAGAAGAUAAAAAAAAAAAGAAAUUGGAGUUUGAGGGAGGGGAUGAGGGACGAGGAGCCUCAUAGGGUGAGAAGUGGGUAUUUUAAUCGUGCCAAGUCCUAUCUUAUGUUGGAGAGGGGUUGUAAUGUGAAGAUUUUUCUCCUCUCACGUCGCGCUCUCACCUUUCUUCUCACGUUAUGGGGGAAUUUAGGGGUUGGGACAAGGGGUGGGGGUCUCGGUAAAAGAUCAUUCCUCUUAAAAUUAAAAUAACGGUAUGCACAUUUAUCACAGCAAUUCAGAGGUCACCCAAUGAGAACAGUUGCCAAAUGGAAAUGGUAGCACACUGGAUGAGAUAGACGAGAUAAGUUCACACUAGCUAUACAAAUAUGCUGUGUUUUAUAUCAAAGCAUAAGUUAUGUCAUGAGUAAUAUGAGCAUUUGCGUUUUUUUGUUUGUUUCAGAUUGUUUUUUGUUCUUAGUUUUGGUAGAUUCCCUAGAUGCUUACAUUUACUUUUUCUUUUUCUAUCUUUAAUUAAAAUGGAGUUUAGUUUGCAGGUGUCUUCAUUAGUGUUUGAGUUGUUUUGUAUGUAAUUGAUGGACAAUAUUUGGAUUUGGGGUCUCAACAUUUGGCCUAACCCCCCUCUAACUGUAGCUAGACCUGAAAAGUGCUUUGGGUAAACUGUUGAACUGACAGAUGGGAUUCUAAAAAGGUUUUCAUGGUUCACUAAGCACUUACACACAAAAAAGGAUGACCCCAUUUGUCUCAGGACAGGAGGACUUUUUGUACAAGUGUUACACGGAUGAUAACGGCUAUUGUGUGCAUAUGAGCAAUACAUCUGAUCUGUAUGUGACUGCCUACUUUUCCUCCUGCGUGGUACAAGAUAAACUUUAAGGACAGUUUGUGUACAUACAGAAAAAAAAAAAGUCUAAGUUCUCACUAGAUGUUGGACUGCCUCUUUUCCAAUACUGGA